AUGGCUCCGAUGAUCCAGGACGAUCCUCAGACGGACCUCACUAACAAGAUAGUUUCGAAGACUUCUACUGUAUCGAACAAGGCUGAUAGCAACGAGGAAGCUCGACUUCAAGAGAUUGCUUCGAAGCGGCUCAUUAAUUAUGGAACCAAAUUCGAGAAGGAUAUCAUAGUCCACACCAGUGGAUUAUACGUACAAAACGCUGCUGGGCAUAAAGUGCUCGACUGGACAUCGGGGCAGAUGUCAUGCCUUGUCGGGCAUGGCCAUCCUGAAAUUGUCCAAACCAUCACAGAACACGCAACCAAUCUUGACCAUCUCUUCUCUGGAAUGCUCUCGCCUCCGGUCCUUCGAUUGGCUGAUCGUCUGACGUCGGUACUGCCUGAAGGUCUGGAUAGAGCGUUCUUUUUGAGCACUGGCGGCGAAUCAAAUGAAGCUGCCAUUAAGAUGGCCAAAGUUUUUACUGGGAAAUUCGAGAUCGUUGGCCUGGGUGCGAGCUGGCAUGGUGUAACAGCUCAGGCUCUAGGGACACAAUACCAUUUUGGACGAAAAGGGCAAGGGCCGUUGAUGCCUGGUAUGCACAUGCUUCCACCACCUAACGCGUACCGAUCGAUUUUCAGGAAUGCAGACGGGUCUUAUGAUUGGGAGAAGGAGCUCGACUAUGGCUGGAGCUUGAUUGAUCGUGCCUCGUGUGGUUCUUUGGCUGCUUGCAUUGUCGAAUGUAUCCAGUCCUCGGCAGGGAUGCAUGUUCUUCCAGAAGGAUAUCUCAAGGCUCUAAAGAAACACUGCGAGCAACGAGACAUGCUUCUGAUUGUUGACGAGGCACAAACUGGUAUCGGUCGUUGCGGUGAUCUGUUCGCGUCAGUCAACUUUGAAGGCGUCGUGCCUGAUAUUUUGACUCUGAGCAAGACGCUUGGAAAUGGCUUACCUUUGAGUGCAGUGGUCACCAGCGAUAAAAUUGAGAAGGUAUGUGCUGAGAAUAAUUUCUGCUUCUACACGACACACGUCAACGAUCCUCUUCCUGCCGCAGUUGGCGAUAAAGUGCUUGAGAUAGUCCUUCGGGAUAAUCUAGUCGAGAACUCUCGUGCACGAGGCAAACAACUCAAAGAGGGCCUGCUCAGGCUCAAGGCGCGGUACGGCUGUAUAGGAGAUGUCAGAGGUCGCGGCCUCAUGUGCGGUGUUGAGAUCGUUGGUAAUCGUGACAAGAAAUCUCCUGCCAAUGAAUUGGCGGCAAGCGUCUCUAACAAGAUGUAUGAGCUAGGACUGUGGGCCAAUUUGUCCAGUCAUGCCUCUUUCGCAGGAGUCUUUCGUAUCGCACCUCCCAUUGUCAUAACCGCAAAACAGAUUGAUGCAGGAUUAACCAUCAUGGAGGAAGCCUUCAGGGUAACACAGGGGACAAUGCCACUGUAUUGA
Messenger RNA from Lithohypha guttulata, 1407 nucleotides. RefSeq lists its product as uncharacterized. Bases 1 to 1407 code for a protein of 468 amino acids. Lineage: Eukaryota; Fungi; Ascomycota; Eurotiomycetes; Chaetothyriales; Trichomeriaceae. The record is from RefSeq and is a predicted model, not a curated record. Gene Ontology annotation, cellular component: mitochondrion. The transcript has a single exon. Gene Ontology annotation, biological process: glyoxylate catabolic process. Gene Ontology annotation, molecular function: pyridoxal phosphate binding; L-alanine:glyoxylate transaminase activity.